This is a messenger RNA of Agrilus planipennis (emerald ash borer), 544 nucleotides long. RefSeq names its product protein aveugle. The transcript has 2 exons. Gene Ontology annotation, molecular function: protein binding. Gene Ontology annotation, cellular component: cytoplasmic side of plasma membrane. The record is from RefSeq and is a predicted model, not a curated record. Lineage: Eukaryota; Metazoa; Arthropoda; Insecta; Coleoptera; Buprestidae. Gene Ontology annotation, biological process: cell surface receptor protein tyrosine kinase signaling pathway. Bases 84 to 437 code for a protein of 117 amino acids.
UAACCUUUAAUAAUAUACGUAAAUACUAAGUAAUUAUAAGCCUAAUUAAACAUUAAAAAAUUAAUAAAACUGUAGAAUUUAAAAUGGUAGAGGAUACCUCUAACAAUAAUUAUAAACCAAAGGUCAAAACUAACAAUAACAGGCCCAAGUCAGUUUAUUCAUGGACCGUAAAUGAUGUUCAAAAAUGGUUGAGAAGGCACUGCAGUGAUUAUUAUCAGCAGUAUGGGACUCUUUUUUCCCAACACGAAAUUAUUGGAAGAGCACUUUUACGAUUAAAUGACAAUUCCCUUCUGAGGCUUGGCAUUAAAGAUUCAAACCACAGAGAAGCUAUUUGGAGAGAGAUUUUAAAGCUAAGGUUAAAAACAGACAUAAUGGAGAUAAGAGACCUUCAACGUCGUGAAAUUUAUAGUAUGGCUUAUGAUUACUAUAUCGCCUAACUAAAUGAUAUAUUUCUCUAUUGCUAAGCAUAUUGUAAUGUUAAAAUGUUUAAUUACUGUAUGUUUUGAAUUAUUUAUUGAUGGAAAAAUAUAAAUUAUUGUAUAUA